This is a messenger RNA of Aspergillus uvarum CBS 121591, 802 nucleotides long. RefSeq lists its product as uncharacterized. The coding region runs from base 163 to 651 and encodes 162 amino acids. Lineage: Eukaryota; Fungi; Ascomycota; Eurotiomycetes; Eurotiales; Aspergillaceae. The transcript has a single exon. The record is from RefSeq and is a predicted model, not a curated record.
AGAGGAAGAGAAGAGAAGAGGAAGCGGAGCAAGAGAGAGAUCGGGCGGACUAAAAGGUUGGGUGCCACCGGAAGACCGUUCAAUAAAUUCCAGCCAAUUUCUCACAACCACACCUCUAAGCCGUCCUGGAUUAGCGGGGAUUUCCGUUCUCACUGAGCUCGGAUGCAAUGCGCUCGUGUUAAAUGCAAAGAAAUUCUCUUUCGAGUGUGUAGCUGCGUCAGGUUGUCGAAUCUGCCUUCUCGGGCGUUCAUUCACUUCCCUCGGGCAGCGGCCAGUCGAAUAGGGGCACUGCGACAACGUACAAGGACGAAGAAGGGAUUGGGACGGUACAAAAACGGUUUGUUCAAAGCCAACCGAAAGGAGAAUGAACGGAUAAAUACUGCGGAGACCAGAAGAGCGAAGAAGAAGGAGCAGGAAGGGAGAAGGAGGGAGAUUUUGAUGAAUUUGAUAUUGAUGGAUGCGAUGAUCAGGAGAAGGAACCCGAGCGAUAAUGGAACUGAACUACUGGGGAUGGUGUCAUUCCUUCCUCUUCCUCUGCUCUCCGUCUCUAUGCACUCUGUUUCUUCUACUCAUGACAAUAGUCCUAUCUGGAGUCGCUGGGGUGGCUCCAUGUUAUUUAACAUGAUAGUGUUCACUUUAAGCACCACUUGACGUCAAUUGACCAUUCCCCUAUACAAACAUUCGCCGAACUUCCAUCCCAGUCGGAGAAAAUCGAGGCUAGAGAUUCGAAGGCCUUUCCAAACCAUCCGACUCAUCCUGCUCCAGGUCUCUCCCACCCAUAACCAACGCGGAAUACUGAAUA